Salvelinus fontinalis (brook trout) is the source of this 1118-nucleotide messenger RNA. Its product is annotated as complement C1q tumor necrosis factor-related protein 3-like. Gene Ontology annotation, molecular function: protein binding. NCBI's taxonomy places the organism in Eukaryota, Metazoa, Chordata, Actinopteri, Salmoniformes, Salmonidae. The coding region runs from base 93 to 668 and encodes 191 amino acids. The transcript has 4 exons. The record is from RefSeq and is a predicted model, not a curated record.
UGUGGUGCUCAUGUGAAUUUUCUUUAUUUUGUCUUCAGACCUGCUUAAGACAGUUUUUGUGUUUAAUAGUUCAAGCAGCCCAGCUCAGAGUCAUGGAGACCAAGCUGACCACCAGUGAGAGCCUGAUGAAGAGCAUGACGAGAGAGAAUGAAGUACAGGAGAGGAAGCUUCAAGUAUUGUCAUUUAGAGUCAACGCCACUGAGUUCAGAGUGGAGCAACAGCAAAUCCUGCUGGACGAACUGAGGAGACAGAAUGACGGACCAAAGAUUGCUUUUACGGCAGCACUAGGAGGAGAUGGCCAUAUACCGCCCUCUGAGAGAGAGACCAACUUGGCAUUCAGCAAUGUCUUCACAAACGUUGGCGGUGCCUACAACCCUGGAUCAGGUGUCUUCAAUGUGCCAGUGAAAGGAGUUUACUACUUCAGCUUCUCAUCAUUUGCCUACACCCAGCACAGUGUCUGUGUAAGUCUGUUUAAGAAUAAUGUGCGCAUGUUGUCUGCGUGUGAUCAUCAUUCAGAGCAUGAUAGAUCUGAUAGUUCUGGUAAUGGAGGGACACUACAUCUAGAACAGGGAGACCAUGUCUACAUGACUCUUCAUGCUCAUUCACACAUAUUUGCAGACUACCAAAACCGCAGCACAUUCAGGGGCUUCCUGCUUUUUAGAACAUAAGGACAAAUCCCAUGAAAACAAAAAUGGAAUGUGUUUAAAAUGGCACACUAUUCCAUAUAUAGUGCACUACUCUUGACCAGGACCCUCUGGGAAAAAGUAGUGCUCUAUAUUGGGAAUGGGGUACCAUUUGGGAUUUAGCCAUGCUGUAUGUCAGCACAUUUCCAUGGGUAAAAUACAAUGCUCAAAUUAGUAGAACUAAAAACAAAUGAUGACUAAUUUUGUCUGAAAAUAACUAUUCUGCAAUAAGAGUUUGUUUGUGAAAGUAGUGUGAUAUAAAAAAAAGAAUUUGACUCUGUCCAAACUUUUUCUGAGGAAUGCUCUGUAAUGUUUUAAAGGAACUGAUUAAAGGAAAAUCAACACAUUUGAGAGAUUGUAAAUGAUUCCAGAGUUAGCAUAUGAAUGUUGUGUGACCUAAAAUAUGGAAUUUAACUCAAAACGUGAUGGAAUAAA